AUAUUCCAACAGCACAGAAGGGCUGUUUCUCUCUCUCUCCCUCUCACGCACGCCUCUCUGCAACUCUCUUUCUGGCCGGGCCAUGGGUGCUCCGUUGUCUUCCUGGCCAUGGGCAGGCCUUGGUUCAUACAAGUACCUGUUGUACGGUCCUCUGGUGGCGAAGGUGGCGCACGCGUGGAGAGAGACAGGGAGCUUGCCGCUGGAGUCGUGGUGCCUCCACCUCCUCGUCCUCCUCGCGCUCCGGUCGCUGACGUUCCAGCUCUGGUUCUCCUACGGCAACAUGCUCUUCUUCACCCGCCGCCGCCGCGUCGUCGAGGACGGCGUCGACUUCCGCCAGAUCGACGCCGAGUGGGACUGGGAUAACAUGAUGAUCAUGCAAACCCUAAUCGCGGCCAUGGCGACCAACAGCCCGCUCUUCCCGGCCGUGACGGAGCUCCGGGCGUGGGACCCGCGGGGGUGGGCCGUGGCCUUGCUCCUCCACGUGAGCAUCUCGGAGCCGGUCUUCUACUGGGCCCACAGGGCGCUGCACUGGGGCCCGCUCUUCAGCCAGUACCACGCCGUGCACCACUCGUCCCGCGUCACCCAGCCGCUCACAGCGGCGUUCGGCACGCCAUUGGAGGGCCUGAUCCUGACGCUGGCGAUGGGGGCCCCUCUCGCCGGAGCCUUCCUGGCCGGCGCCGGCUCCGUGAGCCUGCUCUACGGGCACGUCCUCCUCUUCGACUACCUCCGGUGCAUGGGGUACAGCAACGUGGAGGUCAUCUCCCACAAGGCCUUCGCCGCCUUCCCGCCGCUCAGAUACCUCAUCUACACCCCAACGUAUUUAAGCCUGCACCACAGGGAGAAGGAAAGCAAUUUCUGCUUGUUUAUGCCUCUGUACGACGCUCUGGGAGGGACCAUCCACUCCAAAUCUUGGGAGCUUCAGAAGGAGGUCGACCAAGGCAAGAACGACCGGGUGCCGGACUUCGUGUUCCUAGCGCACGUGGUGGACGUGACGUCGUCGAUGCACGCCCCGUUCGGGUUCCGAUCGUGCAGCUCGCUGCCGUUCUCGACCCACCUGGUGCUCCUGCCGGUCUGGCCACUCGCCUUCGCCUUCAUGGUCCUCCAGUGGUUCUUCUCCAAGACCUUCACCGUCAGCUUUUACUACCUCCGCGGCCGACUCCACCAGACAUGGAGCGUCCCCAGAUACGGAUUCCAGUAUUUCAUUCCAUCGGCGAAGACGGGCAUCAACCGUCAGAUCGAGCUCGCCAUCCUUAGGGCCGACAAGAUGGGCGUCAAAGUGCUAAGCCUUGCUGCGCUGAACAAGAAUGAGGCGCUCAACGGCGGCGGUACACUAUUCGUCAGCAAGCACCCCAACCUGAGGGUUAGAGUGGUGCACGGCAAUACCCUCACCGCGGCCGUGAUCCUCAACGAGAUCCCGAGCAACGUGAAGGAGGUGUUCCUCACCGGCGCGACGUCCAAGCUCGGCAGAGCCAUCGCUCUCUACCUCUGCAGGAAGAAGAUCAGAGUCUUGAUGUUAACGCUGUCGACAGAGAGGUUUCUGAAGAUCCAGAGGGAGGCGCCGGCAGAGUUCCAGCAGUACCUCGUGCAGGUCACCAAGUAUCAGGCGGCAAAGAGCUGCAAGACAUGGAUCGUGGGCAAGUGGCUGUCGCCAAGGGAGCAGCGGUGGGCGCCGCCGGGCACGCACUUCCACCAGUUCGUCGUACCGCCGAUCAUCGGGUUCCGGCGGGACUGCACCUACGGCAAGCUCGCCGCCAUGAGGCUCCCCAAGGACGUCGAGGGCCUCGGCUCCUGCGAGUACACGAUGGGGAGGGGGGUGGUGCACGCGUGCCACGCCGGCGGCGUGGUGCACUGCCUGGAAGGGUGGGAGCACCACGAGGUGGGCGCCAUCGACGUGGACCGGAUCGACGUCGUGUGGAAGGCGGCGCUCAAGAACGGCCUCACGCCGGUGUGAGCGGCCGGCCGGCGAUAAGGCGACACGGCUACGGCACGGCCGGAAUAACACGUCGUCUGUUUGUUCUCGCUCGAGCUUUGGACGGGAGGGUGUGUUACGUGUACCACAGAGUUGAUACCCUGGUUCGCAUAUACUACUAUAUAUUGUACGUACGGAUACCGCAAUAUGGCACGAGGCAUGGGUUUCUCUACGGCCCAAGCUUGCGACUAAGUCAUUGUUGAUCUGUACUGACCAUUGGGCUCAGAAGUGACUGCUUGCCCCACUACUUAAAAAACUAUUUAAA
Phragmites australis (common reed) is the source of this 2234-nucleotide messenger RNA. RefSeq names its product very-long-chain aldehyde decarbonylase GL1-3-like. The coding region runs from base 83 to 1951 and encodes 622 amino acids. NCBI's taxonomy places the organism in Eukaryota, Viridiplantae, Streptophyta, Magnoliopsida, Poales, Poaceae. Gene Ontology annotation, molecular function: oxidoreductase activity; iron ion binding. The record is from RefSeq and is a predicted model, not a curated record. Gene Ontology annotation, biological process: lipid biosynthetic process. The transcript is spliced from 11 exons.